AUGCGCCGGUAUACGGCGUGGGGGGGAAUUGUGCGAUCGUGCGACAUUGCCUCAUGUGGCAUAUGGACGUAUCUAGCACUCGUCUGAAUCGUACCGUACUGUUGCGUACCGAGAAAUGGAACUCUACAGUGUAAAAAGACGCAAGUGCUAUUGCUAAAUUUGUAUUUACUUACAUUAUAUGUACUUACAUAUUUCGUUUAUCGACCUAUUUUCGAUAGAGUUUGAUUUUGAAUAUUUGUCAGCACACUAUAUUUUUGCGCAAGUUUAUUUUUAUUUACUUAUGUAUAUUUUGUUGUUUUCGAAGAUUAUUCGGGAUUGAUUUGUGAUACAUUGCAAUAAAACUUUGAUACUACGCUAGUACUUGCAUAGCCUCAUAAUGAUUUCUUUGGCUAAAAUAACGGAUUGGACACCAGAGUAUUUUAUCGCAAAUAAAUCCAAUUGUAAUGCGAUCUUGGAAAAUCUAGAUGCUUUAAAAGAAAUUCCCUUACUAAAUAAUGCCCCUGUUCAUGCAUUCAGGGAUGGUCAAUUGGUCAGAUUUAAAGGAAUGAUUCAAGAUAUGCACAAUCCUGAAUAUUACUUACAAGUGUAUGAAGUCAAAAAUACUCAAACUGAAACAUACCAGAUAAAAUGUGGGAUGUAUACAGAUUCUGCAAAAUGUUUGCCACACGAAAUGAUUUUGUUGGAAUCGGAAAAGAAUCAAAAUUCAGAAAGACAUACAUGUAUUGUGAUAUCAACUCCUGGUUUAAAUGAUUGGGCAAAGGAAACAUAUGAACAGUCACAUUAUUCAAGUAUAAGAUCCACUAAUAAUCAUAAAAGGAGUUUAGACAAGGAUAAUAGUGAGACUACAAACUAUUUGGAAUUAAUACAAAAAAAAGGAAGAAUGUCACCAAUCGAUAAUAAUGAAAAAAUGGAAACAAUGAAGAGUAAUACAAGGCAACAAAGUGCAUUUUCAAAGGAAUAUAUAUUAAAUUUUCCAUUUCCUAUGGAUGAUGGUAAAGCUUGCAUUGUAAAGAUAUACGAAGAUAUGACUUUAAAACUGAAUCAAGUUAUUGAAAUAAUAGGUUUUAUAUCUCUGGAUCCUCUUUUAAAUAUUGCUCACGAUUCAGAUGAAACUAUGACAGAAGCUGAGAUAACUGUGCACCAUCCACCAGUAUCUCUUGUUCCACGAUUACACGCUAUAAAAAUAAUCCAUUCAACUAAACAAGAUAUGACGAUUGCUCCUCAAGUGAUAUCUAAUGCAGAAUUAAUAAGAAGCGAUCUUCACUUAAUACUAAGUCAACUUUUAUUUGGGGAUCAUCUGGCUGCAGAUUACUUAAUUUGUCAUUUACUUUCAUCAGUUUACAUGAAAAGGGAUUACUUCUGUCUUGGUACUUAUCCGCUAAAUAUAACACACUUUUCUGUGACUAAAUGCAAGGAAUUUCCAAAGUAUUUAUAUAAAUUUUUAACUCUAUUCAUCAAGAAAAGUUACUUGUUAGAAAUCACAUUAGAAAAUUUAAACAAUUUAACAUUGUUGCCAAAGAAAGAUUACGAGUGUAAUAGGCUAACCAGCGGAGUACUCCAACUUAGCGACAAUACACAUCUCGUAAUAGACGAAACAGGACUAACUACUGGUCAAAUUACACAGGCCGGACGAGAAAAUUACAAUGCGAUUUGCGACUUGAUUAACUUUCAGAAAGUUACAUAUGAUUUUGAAUUUUAUAAAAUAGAAUACGAAACGGAUAUUCCAGUCUUAAUUUUAUCAGAAGCUAAAUCUUUUAUCCCUUGUCAAACCCAAGUCCUACUAAAAGUAGAUUCAGAAUCAGAAAGCGUUUAUCCUCAAAUAAUAAAAAUCGCUGAACAGUAUUUGAAAGAUGAAAAUAGAUUGAUAAAUAUUCGACAGUAUUUAGAAACUAUUCGAGAUACGAAAUUUGAAUUUAACGAUGAAGAUGUUAUAAAGGAAAUUCAGAAUGAUUUCAUACAAUGGAACCAGAAAAACAAAAACGCUGAUCAUUUACACUUAUUAAUGGUGUUGGCUAGAUUAUUAUCUUUAUCAUAUGGAUCGAAUACUUUAACUAUAGAAUAUUGGAAAAAGGCAUUCCAAAUGGAAAUAGAAAGAUUAAAUAGAUUACCGGUGAAAAAAGAAACUUAACUGUUAAUUAAAAGUAAAGCCUGUGCAUAUCUUUUCGAAAGUGCAACUUCUCCCUUAAAGCCUGGAAUAUGACCGGUAUAGCCUACAAUCGGUGGUCUUUCAGGAGAAACUUCAUAAUCUGUGUUUGCCGCAGGUGGAAAUUCGAUACCAUCUUGAAACGGGGGACCAAAGAGAAAAAGAUGAUUCUUAAAUUACGCGAUACGUCAUCGGAUAUAACAUCGGUAUUAUUCUCACAGGUAUGCAUAUGACUCGUCGGAUCUUACCCAGGCAAGUGAGCGGCAUAACUCUCUCUAAAAAAUUGUUUUCUCUGUUCUUCGGAUACUGAAUCGAAGACCAUUUUCCGACCAAGCUUUUUAAACGUAAUGUGUUCAAAUUAUCGUGUUAGAUCAACGCCUCCGUCACUUCCAUUGCUUUCAUCCCUUUCUUUCGGCAUUCACACUUUUCGAUCGAAGCUUUUUAUAACGUAGAAUUUUUUUGCAGUUCAUUUGUAAUAAAAUCUAAACGCGAACGAAAAUGCAAUCAGUAAUACGAAAGUCGCGCUACUCAUACAGAAGAAACGUAUACGCAUGUAUACGUAUAUAUAUAUUAAAAGCUGUAUACUGCAUAUCGCAGAGUGUGCUAUGCACGUUAUAAGUGAGUAAAAGUCCUUUCUUAUAUGAUAAUUCUUGGUUACUUGAAUAUAGUUAGUGUUUCUAAUUUAUUAAUAUAAUUUUGUUUCUGAACAUUAUACACCAAGCAACGAUAUAUGUUACAAAUGUAUCGUUUAGUUAUCGUUAUUUAGUUACUGCGUUAGUUACUUCUUUACUCUGUUAUGAUUUCAAGGAAGGAAGAAAGAAAAGAAAGGAUUGGAAGGAUUUUCAAAGCUAUGUUUUCAUCGAAUAGAUCCUCGACAGCUUUGUCUUUAGUAUAAUUCAAAAAAUUGUUUUAUAAACCACGAUAAUCAAGGUUCACGAAAUAAAUUUGAAUCUUUGUUGAAACGAAUGAAAACUGCCCAACGAUAAGAUUUUACAAUAUAUAUAUUAGCAAAGAAACACACUGUGAAACCUCUAUUUUACAAUCGUAAACGAAAAGCGUUUCGCGUGUUACCGUUUUCCUUUCGCGUUUCAUCGAUAACUGGAUACGAUUUAGUACCAGGCAAUGGUUUCCUAGGAGUAACACAACUCCGUUACCUUCAAGAAGAUCGAUACGCGCAGGAGGUGGGGAAAAGUAAAAGAAAGACCAUUUGACUCUGCCAUGAUCGAUCGGUUAAAAAUUGUCGAGAAAGUAAAAGAUCUCGCAAUCGUCGCGCAGCAAAUUAUCAGCAAUUUUAAUAUGAAAAUGAUUUAGCAAUAGAUCGAAGACUGUAUCGGGAACGAGCCAUUAUUUAGCUUACAAAAAUUAUAGACUGCGUGACAGGCUACGACAUCAAAUCAUUUAAAUGAUUUAUUUUUUGUCACAUAAUUUGUACAAACAUCGAUAGAAAAUGUCGAUAGAAUUCCCGUCCAAUACAAUUAUUUAGCAAUUUACAAACUGUGCAAUCUUA
Bombus impatiens (common eastern bumble bee) is the source of this 3650-nucleotide messenger RNA. RefSeq names its product mini-chromosome maintenance complex-binding protein. NCBI's taxonomy places the organism in Eukaryota, Metazoa, Arthropoda, Insecta, Hymenoptera, Apidae. The record is from RefSeq and is a predicted model, not a curated record. Gene Ontology annotation, biological process: DNA-templated DNA replication. The transcript is spliced from 10 exons. The coding region runs from base 377 to 2128 and encodes 583 amino acids. Gene Ontology annotation, molecular function: chromatin binding.